UGACGUCAGCGAGUCCGAAGCCAGAAAGAAGCUGGGGGCCGGGGGGCGCUGAGCCGGGAGAACCGGACCGCGAGAGCAGAGCGCGGCGGGAACCAGUCGGGAGCCGAAGCCACUCAGGCACCUGCGCGUCUGCCCAGCCGAUUGGCGCACGCAGAGUGGCCCGCAGGCCCCCGCCCGGGCCCAGUCCCUCCCGGGCCCCCCAUGGCCCGGGACGCAGCCCUCCCGCCGUCGAAAUUGUCGCCGCCGAAGCUGCCGCUACUGCCAUUGCUGCUGCUACUGCUCCGGGAAACCGGAGCCCAGGAUGUGCGAGUUCGGGCCGCAGCCGAGGUGCGGGGCCACCUGGGGGACACCGUAGAGUUGCCGUGCCACCUGCUGCCCCCAGCGCCUGAAAUCCGAGUGUCACAGGUGACGUGGCUGCGCCUGGAUGCGCCUGAGGGUAAUCAGAACGUGGCCAUCUUCCACCCCCUGUAUGGUCCCAGCUUCCCCAGCCCGAAGCCUGGCAAGGAGCGGCUGUCCUUCGUCAAUGCCGGGCAGAGCACCGGGGCCGGGCAAGGCACAGAGCUGGAGGUGCGGGACGCCACGCUGGCCCUCCGGGGGCUGACGGUGGAGGACGAGGGCAACUACACCUGCGAGUUUGCCACCUUCCCCCGGGGCACCAGUCGGGGAGUGACCUGGCUCAGAGUCAUAGCCCAGCCCCAGAACCAUGCCGAAACACAAGAAGUCACACUCAGUCUGGAUCCUGUACCCGUGGCCCGCUGUGUCUCCUCGGGCGGCCGGCCACCUGCCCGAGUCUCCUGGCUCUCAUCCUUGGAUGGAGAGGCCAGAGAGAGCCAGGUGUCAGGACCCCUGCCUGGUACAGUCACCGUCACCAGCCGCUUCACCUUGGUACCCUUGGGCCAAGCAGAUGGUGUCAAGGUCACCUGCAAAGUGGAGCACGAGAGCUUUGAGGAGCCAGUUCUGCUGCCUGUGACGCUCUCUGUGCGCUACCCCCCUGAGGUCUCCAUAUCCGGCUAUGAUGACAACUGGUACAUCGGCCGCAGUGAGGCCUCCCUGAACUGUGACGUCCGCAGCAAACCGGAGCCCACAGGCUACGACUGGAGCACGACUUCAGGCGUCUUCCCAGCCUCAGCAGUAGCCCAGGGCCCCAAGCUGAUCGUCCACUCGGUGGACCGGCUCUUCAACACCACCUUCAUCUGCACCGUCACCAACGCCGUGGGCACGGGCCACGCCGAGCAGGUGGUCCUAGUUCGAGAGACACCCAACACAGCAGGCGCAGGGGCCACAGGUGGCAUCAUUGGUGGCAUCAUCGCUGCCAUCAUUGCAACUGCUGUGGCCGCCACAGGCAUCCUCAUCUGCCGACAGCAGCGGAAGGAGCAGAGGCUGCAGGGGGCAGAGGAGGAGGAGGACCUAGAGGGGCCUCCCUCAUACAAGCCGCCGACUCCAAAGGCAAAGCUGGAGGAGCCGGAGAUGCCCUCCCAGCUCUUCACCCUGGGGGCCUCGGAGCACAGCCCACUCAAGACCCCCUACUUUGAUGCUAGUGUCUCGUGCGCUGAGCAGGAAAUGCCUCGAUACCAUGAGCUUCCCACCUUGGAAGAACGGUCAGGGCCCCUGCUCCUGGGGGCCACGAACCUGGGGUCCCCCAUGCUGGUGCCUCCAGGGCCGCCUGCUCUGGAGAGGGUUUCCCUGGAUCUAGAGGACGAUGAGGAGGAGGAAUACUAUCUGGACAAGAUCAACCCCAUCUACGAUUCCCUGUCCUACUCCAGCCCCUCUGAGUCCUACCAGGGCAAAGGCUUUGUCAUGUCUCGGGCCAUGUAUGUGUAAGCCGCCAUGGUCCUGGCCUCUCACCUCUCAUUUUUUGAUCCCUCAACUUUCUGCCAGGGAUCUAGGGCCCCCUGAUCUCUCGCUUGGCCACUGUCAGUUAACACACAUGCAUCUCAUCUGUGACUUCUAUCUUGGUGGCUCCACUGUGACGUCUAAUCCAUGAUCUCUGACUCAGAGAAAUGGGCCAUGACAAUGGAAAACUGAUAACCUUAUCUUAGGAGGGGCUGGAGAAGGUAGGUUUCUGCACAACCUCUUACCCAAGGGGUCCUCAGACUGUGACCUUAGAUUAUACCUCUCAUGUCCCACCAUCUCCAGACUCCCCCCAAAUCCCAAAGAAGACCCCAGACCUCUGAGUGGACCUCAGGCCAUCACUCCUAACAGCUCUGCUUGGGUGGGUGUUGGGGGCAUCCUGUUGCUCAGACCUGAGCCCUCCAGGUGGCAGAGCCCCACUCGCCCAGUCCCCACCCUGUCCCCCAGUGGUGGGAGGGAGGGGAUUCCCCAGCCCAAAGCAGAACUUCCCCAUCUCCUCCCUCCUGCAGGCAGGAGUCUCAGGGUACAGACCCUUCCCUGAGCUCCCACUACCCCAAUUCCUGUGUACAGAGAAUUAUGCCCCAACUCAGGGCUACACGGGGUGAGCUUCAUGCAGAGUGGGCCUUGCUGACCCCAGCCUUCGGAAAAUUUGCUGUUGCUUUGAAGACUACUGAGUCCUUUUACUCCUGCCCAGUGGGGUUGGACCCACCCACCUGGGUGGGGGGUGGAGAGUGGAUCACCUGGAUCAGGGGUAGGGGAUGUGAUAUUGGUUUGUAAUACAGCAUUUCCUACAAAAUGAGUUUGUACUUUGACCAGGUCUCAACUCAUGUUUACUGUGGGCUGUGAGGGGGAUGGGGGUGGAACAAAAUGGGUAAUGAAUAGGGGGGUCCAGGGCUUGAGGGAAUCAGUAGACUAGAAGUCAAGAUGGGUUACAGAUAUUAAGAAAAGGGCCAAAGAUGUGAAAAAGAUAAUUGAGGGGAUAAUGAGCAAAAAUGCAUAGCCAAAAACAUAGUGAUGGGUAAUGGAAGGAGUGGGGAGGAGUCCAGGGCAUUGUGAUUAACGAAAAGGAAUCUGCAACAGCAGUCUAAUGGGUAAUGGACCGAAAUAAACGGAACAAAGUAGAAAUAGCAGUAAUUAAGUAUGAGGGGCUCGGGCGUAAUGAAUAAAUGGCAAUAAGAAUAGGCCAAAGGCAAAAUUAUGAAUAAUGCUGUAAUAGGAGCUCAGGGCGUGAUGGGUAAUAGGUCUGAAAGAAUGAGCCAGGGGCAGAGGGAUGAAUAAUGGAGAAAUAGGGGCCGCAGGCAUGAUGGGCAAUGGACCCAAAACCUUAUGGUCAAUUAAGAAUUAGCUAAAAGGGCUUCCCUGGUGGCGCAGUGGUUGAGAAUCUGCCUGCCAAUGCCUGGGACACGGGUUCGAGCCCUGGUCUGGGAAGAUCCCACAUGCCGCGGAGCAACUAAGCCCGUGGGCCACAAUUACUGAGCCUGCGUGUCUGGAGCCUGUGCUCCGCAACAAGAGAGGCCGCGACAGUGAGAGGCCCGCGCACCACGAUGAAGAGUGGCCCCCGCUUGCCGCAACUGGAGAAAGCCCUCGCACAGAAACGAA
Messenger RNA from Balaenoptera acutorostrata (minke whale), 3450 nucleotides. It is a transcript of the gene NECTIN2, whose product is annotated as nectin cell adhesion molecule 2. The record is from RefSeq and is a predicted model, not a curated record. NCBI's taxonomy places the organism in Eukaryota, Metazoa, Chordata, Mammalia, Artiodactyla, Balaenopteridae. Gene Ontology annotation, cellular component: focal adhesion; extracellular exosome; apical junction complex. The coding region runs from base 202 to 1821 and encodes 539 amino acids. Gene Ontology annotation, biological process: susceptibility to T cell mediated cytotoxicity; positive regulation of mast cell activation; positive regulation of T cell receptor signaling pathway. Gene Ontology annotation, molecular function: cell adhesion molecule binding. The transcript has 9 exons.